Messenger RNA from Acinonyx jubatus (cheetah), 3565 nucleotides. RefSeq names its product phospholipase A2 activating protein (gene PLAA). The transcript is spliced from 14 exons. Gene Ontology annotation, biological process: proteasome-mediated ubiquitin-dependent protein catabolic process; ubiquitin recycling. Gene Ontology annotation, cellular component: cytoplasm; nucleus. NCBI's taxonomy places the organism in Eukaryota, Metazoa, Chordata, Mammalia, Carnivora, Felidae. Gene Ontology annotation, molecular function: ubiquitin binding. The record is from RefSeq and is a predicted model, not a curated record. Bases 1 to 2391 code for a protein of 796 amino acids.
AUGGCGAGCGGUGCCGCCAGGUACCGGCUGAGUUGCUCGCUCCCAGGCCACGAGCUGGAUGUGCGGGGCCUGGUAUGCAGCCUCUAUCCGCCGGGGGCCUUUGUGUCCGUGUCCCGAGACCGCACCACCCGUCUCUGGGUCCCAAACAGUCCUAACAGGGGCUUUACAGAAAUGCACUGUAUGAGUGGCCACUCCAAUUUUGUAUCUUGUGUAUGCAUCAUACCUUCAAGUGAUAUGUACCCUCAUGGACUAAUUGCCACUGGAGGAAAUGACCACAAUAUUUGUAUUUUCUCACUGGAAAGUCCAGCACCACUUUAUAUACUAAAAGGUCACAAAAAUACUGUUUGCAGUCUUUCAUCUGGAAAAUUUGGGACAUUACUUAGUGGCUCAUGGGAUACCACUGCUAAAGUGUGGCUGAAUGACAAGUGCAUGAUGACCUUACAGGGUCAUACAGCUGCAGUAUGGGCGGUAAAGAUCUUACCUGAACAGGGCUUAAUGUUAACUGGAUCAGCAGACAAGACUAUUAAGCUGUGGAAAGCUGGAAGAUGCGAGAGGACUUUUUCAGGGCAUGAAGACUGUGUACGAGGUUUAGCAAUUUUGAGUGAAACAGAAUUUCUUUCCUGUGCAAAUGAUGCUAGUAUUAGAAGGUGGCAAAUCACUGGCGAGUGUCUUGAAGUAUAUUAUGGACAUACCAACUAUAUUUAUAGCAUAUCUGUUUUUCCAAAUUGUAAAGAUUUUGUGACAACGGCAGAAGACAGAUCUCUGAGAAUCUGGAAACGUGGGGAAUGUGCCCAGACAAUCCGACUUCCAGCUCAGUCUAUAUGGUGCUGCUGUGUUCUAGCCAAUGGUGACAUUGUGGUUGGUGCGAGUGAUGGUAUUAUUAGAGUGUUUACGGAAUCAGAGGAUCGGACAGCAAGUGCUGAGGAAAUCAAGGCUUUUGAAAAAGAACUCUCUCAGGCAACCAUUGAUUCUAAAACCGGUGAUUUAGGGGACAUUAAUGCUGAGCAGCUUCCUGGGAGGGAACAUCUGAAUGAACCUGGUACUAGAGAAGGACAGACUCGUCUAAUCAAAGAUGGGGAGAAAGUCGAAGCCUAUCAGUGGAGUGUUAGCGAAGGGAGGUGGAUAAAAAUUGGUGAUGUUGUUGGCUCAUCUGGUGCUAAUCAGCAAACAUCUGGAAAAGUUUUAUAUGAAGGAAAAGAGUUUGAUUAUGUUUUCUCAAUUGAUGUCAAUGAAGGUGGACCAUCGUAUAAAUUGCCAUAUAACGUCAGUGAUGAUCCUUGGUUAACUGCAUACAACUUCUUACAGAAGAAUGAUUUGAAUCCCAUGUUUUUGGAUCAAGUGGCUAAAUUUAUUAUUGAUAACACGAAAGGUCAAACCUUAGGACUUGGGAACACCAGUUUUUCAGAUCCUUUUACAGGUGGUGGUCGGUAUGUUCCAGGGUCUUCAUCAGGAUCUGCUAACACGCUGCCUGCGGCAGAUCCUUUUACAGGCAGUGGUCGUUAUGUGCCAGGGUCUGCCAGUAUGGGGACUACCAUGGCUGGAGCUGAUCCAUUUACAGGCAAUAGUGCCUACCGAUCAGCUGCAUCUAAGACGGUGAAUAUUUAUUUCCCUAAAAAAGAGGCUGUCACUUUUGACCAGGCAAACCCUACACAAAUAUUAGGUAAACUGAAGGAACUUAAUGGAGCUGCAUCUGAAGAGAAGAAGUUAACGGAGGAUGACUUGAUACUUCUUGAAAAGAUACUGUCUCUAAUAUGUAAUAAUUCUUCAGAAAAACCCACAGCCCAGCAACUUCAGAUUCUGUGGAAAGCUAUUUACUGGCCUGAAGAUAUUGUCUUUCCUGCACUUGACAUUCUUCGGUUGUCAAUUAAACAUCCCAGCGUGAACGAGAACUUCUGCAACGAAAAGGAAGGGGCUCAGUUCAGCAGUCAUCUUAUCAGUCUUCUGAACCCUAAAGGAAAGCCGGCAAACCAGCUGCUUGCUCUGAGGACUUUUUGCAAUUGUUUUGUUGGCCAGGCAGGACAAAAGCUCAUGAUGUCCCAAAGGGAAUCUCUAAUGUCACAUGCAAUAGAACUGAAAUCAGGGAGCAAUAAGAACAUUCACAUUGCUCUGGCUACAUUGACCCUGAACUAUUCUGUUUGUUUUCAUAAAGACCAUAACAUUGAAGGGAAAGCUCAGUGCUUGUCAGUAAUUAGCACAGUCUUGGAAGUUGUACAAGACCUCGAAGCCACUUUUAGACUCCUUGUGGCUCUUGGGACACUUAUCAGUGACGAUUUAAAUGCUGUACAGUUAGCCAAGUCUUUAGGUGUUGAUUCUCAAAUAAAAAAGUAUGCCUCAGUAUCAGAACCAGCUAAAGUAAGUGAAUGCUGUAGACUUAUCCUAAAUUUACUGUAACAAUGGGGACGGGAACUGAGAUUUUAAAUUGAUUAGUGGUUUUUUCCCUCAUGUUUUACAUGACUGAUUACAGAUGUUAAAAAAAAAAAAAAGGAUGCUGUGGAAUAAGUAAAAUUUCAGAUCUUGUAAAGUGGGGGAGGGUAAGAGGAGACAAAGAAGAAAUAAAAUUUUUGCACUGAUGAACUGUGAGAUUUUCCUGUGUGAUGUGGGUAAGUUUUCAGGAGUUUAGAAACAAAUUAAGAAUGAGCUAAAAUCAACAACAAUGCAACUAUUACAGUGGCAUAAUGUACAUACCUCUGCUGCAUGAAAGAAGAUAAGAGCUUUUAUUUAUAUAAUUUACUCUUGCUAUUUAUAUAAUACCCCCAAACUGUUUUACUUGUUGGUGAUUGUCUUUUAUUUAAUUUCUGCUCUACUCACUUCCAUUGCUGAUUCUUUCAACAACCCCAAUACAAAGUACGUUAUAAUUUUCAGAAAUUAAGUUCUAAAUUAUUCCGUAUAUCCAAAAGAUACGAUUUAUUCAUUUAAGUUACUUGUAAAUAGAAAUUGUAUUUGUUUGAUGGCUUAUUUUUUAUUUUGAGACAGACAGAGUAUGAGCGGGAGGAGGGGCAGAGAGAGAAGACAGAGUCCCAAGCAGGCUCCAUCUCACAAACCACAAUAUCACGACCUGAGCCAAAAUCAAGAGUUGGACGCUUCACCUACUGAGCCACCCAGGCGCCCUGAUGGUUCAUUUUUACAUGAAGGAAAAGCAACCUACUAAGCUGUGUUAGGUUGUGUAUCACUUCAGAUAGAUGAGGCCCCAAACAAAUUAACUCCAGGCUUGUGCUCCAGUUUCUUUUGCCCCUGUCUAUUGGAGGUAACUUCAUUAUUCAUUCCAGUUUUGAAAUUAGUUCAUUUUUGGUCAUUUCCUUUGUCUCAAAAGGAAUUUGGAAUGUGUUGAGUUUUCGAAAGCAUUUGUGCAAGCCAGAACCAUGCUAUUUACAAGUCCAGAGCCUAUCAUGUGAAACUUACUAUUUUUGAGUUCUUAACACUGGCCAGGCACUGUGGUAACCACUUUGAUAUUUAAUUCCCAAAACCUCUUAAAUGGAGGGUGAUGUUGUCUCUAUUUUCAGAAGUAAAGAUAAUAGGAUGAAUCAUGAUGAGAAAAAAAGAAAAGUACUAUACUUCCUACAGAGAA